Molecule: messenger RNA, 510 nt
Organism: Candidula unifasciata
Lineage: Eukaryota; Metazoa; Mollusca; Gastropoda; Stylommatophora; Geomitridae
Source: the annotation of a GenBank genome assembly
AUGGAAGACCGGCGGCAGAGGAAGGGAGUUCGCGUGUCCCUGGCAUACUUGGAGCUGACAGACCUUCCCCCGGAUGUCAAGUACUCGUACGGAGACUGCCUUGUUGAACUUGACCUCAGUCAUAACAAAAUCACAGAUCUGAAGUUCCUCGCAGAUCUUCCGCGGAUACAGAGUCUGGUUCUGGACUCGAACCAAAUUACCUCGCAUGUAAAGAUACCUUUGUGUCGCAACCUGCAGACAUGUUUGUUCAUCAACACACUGGCCAAGAGCUGCCCCAGUCUCAGAAUCCUCUCGAUGAUGAACAACGAGGCGGCGCCGAGUUUCUUCAAUGGUGGCACCUUUUCUCAGUACAUGGACUACAGGUACUUCGUCAUCAGCAGUCUGCCCAAACUGGAGGUCCUGGACUACUCUAACAUAAGCCAAGAAGAAAGGAACCAGGCCAAACGGCUCUACCCAGCAGUCAUUGUAGACAACAGAAAAACGCAACGAAGGAAAAAGCCCCAUUCAUAG